ACGCCUCUACCGCUGCUGAUAGCAUCGGACGAAGAGCGACAUGUUCGACACGUUAUUCGCCAAUGCAGCAGGUGGCGACCGUUUCUAUGGGAAACCCGAACCAAUCUCGCCGCACGGCGGCCCACCGGGAAGCCCGCUAACCUCGAAGGCGCUAAUCCUCGGAGCGGCUCUUGCGGCGGGAGGAAUAUUCGGGCUGUUUCAGCUUCGCCUCCUGCCGAAGUCGUGGGGCCCGUGGGUGUCGAAGAUAUACUUUUGGCCGACGCUGCCAUUUACCAUGAUCAGGGCGUUCGAUAACUACUGGACCAAGAUGGAUGACACGGUGUACCUGGGCGCAGCACCGGUUGGUUUCCUUGGGCAUGCCGACGCUCUACACGCGAAGGGCGUCGUGGGAGUGAUCAACAUGUGCGGCGAGUACAGAGGGCCGCUGGAGGACUACGCGCGGCUGGGAAUUGAGCAGCUCUGGCUACCCACCGUGGACCAUGAGGAACCCGAACUGGCGGACUACGACCGCGGGGUUGCCUUCAUCCAGAAGUGGAACAGCAAGGGAGGCAAGGUUCUGGUUCACUGCAAGGCUGGGCACGGAAGGAGCUCCGCGAUUGUUAUGGCCUGGCUACUGGCCAGCAAACGGAACACCACGCCUCUGGAGGUGCAGCGACAAAUGUCGUCCAAGCGGAGGGUACGCACGUUCCUCUACAAGCAGCUCAACUUGCGCUUGUUCUACCGGAGCCUCCAGACGUCCGCCGAUGGCACCGGCAAGGACCGAGAAAACGUUGCCAGAUAG
Molecule: messenger RNA, 781 nt
Organism: Ectocarpus siliculosus
Lineage: Eukaryota; Phaeophyceae; Ectocarpales; Ectocarpaceae
Source: the annotation of a GenBank genome assembly